This is a messenger RNA of Agelaius phoeniceus (red-winged blackbird), 5301 nucleotides long. RefSeq names its product RAB44, member RAS oncogene family (gene RAB44). Gene Ontology annotation, molecular function: GTP binding; calcium ion binding; GTPase activity. The record is from RefSeq and is a predicted model, not a curated record. NCBI's taxonomy places the organism in Eukaryota, Metazoa, Chordata, Aves, Passeriformes, Icteridae.
GUGCCAGGGGAGGUGCAGGGUGCAGAGGGAGUGUGGGUGCUCUGGAGCCACUGGCAGUGGCUCUGCCACCCACCCACGGGCAGGGAGGAGGGGGAACAGAUGUGGAACUGAUGGAGGCCCCCAGCAGCACCAACAUGGAGCUGCUGGCAGAGGUGGAGGCAGAUCUGCAGGGCUGGAGUGAGGCUGGAUCCCCAGGGACACAGCAGGGAGGGGGUGUGGAUCCAGGAGUGCAGCUGGAGAAGGAAAAACCAGAGGUAGGGCUGGGAGAAGAAACAGGGGCUGCUGCAGUGCACAGUGAGGGUCCUUCCCCUGCAGAAACACCUGUGGGCAGCCCAGACUGGUGUGGGCUGUUCCCAGGUACGUCUCAGGCACUGGUGGAGGCAGAUCUGCAGCUCUCUGGGGGUCCCAGCCCAGAAAACCCCCAGGGAGGGAAGGGGGAAAGAGCUGUUCAGCUCCCAGAGAAUGAGGAAGAGGAUGGGGCACAAGGACAGGGUGAGCAGGGGCUGCCACAUGGGCCAGUGCCUCAUCCCACUGGGGUGACCUUGGGUCAGGGGGAGGGGGCUGGUGCAGGGCCAGAGCUAAAGGAGAAUGCUGAAAGCCUGGACACUACUGAGGAGCAGGGCAGUGGUGCCAAUGUGCAGCUGAUGGCAGAGGGGGAUGAGCUCAGAGUGAGCCCAGGAGGGAGCACAGAGACAAAUCUGCAGGUCUGGGGUGAGGCUGGAUCCUCAGGGACAGAGCAGGGAAGGAAUGUGGAUCCAGAUGUGCAUCCCCUGGAUCAGGAGGGUAAAGCAGAGGUUUUGGAAAGGAAGGCAGAGGAUGUCCAGGCAGAUAUGGUGUUCCAUGAGGGUCCCAGCCCAGGAAACCCAUGGGGAGGGGAGGGUGAAAGAGCUGCUCAGCUGGAGGAGGAGGAGGAUGGGGCACAAGGACAGGGUGAGUAUGGGCUGUCACACGAGCCUGAGCUUGAUAUGGACAGAUCAGGGGUCAGGCAGGGAGGGGAGGCUGAUGAAGACAUGCAAGCACAGCAAGAGGCUGAAAGCCUGGACACUACUGAGGAGCAGAGCAGUGGUGCCAAUGUGCAGCUGAUGGCAGAGGGGGAUGAGCUCAGAGUGACCCAAGGAGGGAGCACAGAGGCAAAUCUGCAGCCCUUGGGUGAGGCUGGAUCCUCAGGGACAGAGCAGGGAGGGAAACUGGAUCCAGAGGUGCAGCCUCUGCAUCAGGAGGAUAAAGCAGAGGUUUUGGAAAGGAAGGCAGAGGAUGCCCAGGCAGAUAUGGUGUUCCAUGAGGGUCCCAGCCCAGGAAGCCCAUGGAAAGGUCAGGGUGAAAGAGCUGCUCAGCUGGAGGAGGAGGAGGAUGGGGCACAAGGACAGGGUGAGCAUGGGCUGUCACACGAGCCUGAGCUUGAUCUGCAGGGAUCAGUAGCUGAGCAUGGUGAAGGGGCUGAUGAAGACAUGCAAGCUCAGGAAGAGGCUGAAAGCCUGGACACUACUGAGGAGCAGAGCAGUGGUGCCAAUGUGCUGCUGAUUGCAGAGGAGGAUGAGCUCAAAUCAGCCUCAGGAGAAAGCACAGGGGCAGAUCUGCAGCCCUUAAUCCAGACUGACUCCACGGGGGCAGAGCAGAGAGGGAAUGUGGCUCCAGAUGUGCAGUCCCUGGAUCAGGGGGAUAAAGCAGAGGUAGUGGAAAGGGAGGCAGAGGAGUCCUGGACAGACACUCAGCUGUGUGUGACUGCCAGCCCAGAAACUCCCCGUGGAGGGGAGCUCUGUGCAGCUGUGCAGCCCAGGGAUGGGGGACAGGGACAGGGUGUGCGUGGGCAGAUGCAGGAGCUGGUGCCUGACCCAUCUGGAGUGGCCAUCAGACAGAGAAGGGGGACAGAUGGAGGUGUGCAGCCAGUGGAGGAGGCUGAAAGCUUGGACACAGUGGAAGAGCAGAGCAGUGGUGCCAUUGUGCAGCUGAUGGCAGAGGGGGAUGGGCUCAGACUGACCCAAGGAGGGAGCACAGAGACAAAUCUGCAGCCCUUGGGUGAGGCUGGAUCCUCAGGGAAGGAGCAGGGAGGGAGCGUGGAUCCAGAGGUGCAGCCUCUGCAUCAGGAGGGUAAAGAAGAGUUGGUGGAAGGGAAGGCAGAGGAUGCCCAGGCAGAUAUGGUGUUCCAUGAGGUUCCCAGCCCAGGGGCUCCAUGGGGAGGGGAAGGUGAAAGAGCUGCUCAGCUGGAGGAGGAGGAUGGGGCACAAGGACAGGGUGAGCAUGGGCUGUCACACGAGCCUGAGCUUGAUCUGCAGGGAUCAGGAGCUGAACAUGGUGAAGGGGCUGAUGAAGACAUGCAAGCAGAGGAAGAGGCUGAAAGCCUGGACACUACUGAGGAGCAGAGCAGUGGUGCCAAUGUGCAGCUGAUGGCAGAGGGGGAUGAGCUCAGACUGACCCGAGGAGGGAGCACAGAGACAGAUCUGCAGCCCUUGGGUGAGGCUGGAUCCUCAGGGACAGAACAGGGAGGGAAACUGGAUCCAGAGGUGCAGUCCCUGCAUCAGGACGAUAAAGCAGAGUUGGUGAAAGGGGAGGCAGAGGAUGUCCAGGCAGAUAUGGUGUUCCAUGAGGAUUCCAGCCCAGAAGGCCCACAGGGAGGAGAGGGUGAAAAAGCUGCUCAGCUGGAGGAGGAGGAUGGGGCACAAGGACAGGGUGAGGAUGAGCUGCUACAUGAGCCUGAGCUUGAUAUGGACAGAUCAGGGGUCAGGCAGGGAGAGGGGGCUGGUGAAGACAUGCAAGCAGAGGAAGAGGCUGAAAGCCUGGACACUGCUGAGGACAAGAGCACUGGUGCCAAUGUGCAGCUGAUGGCAGAGGGGGAUGAGCUCAGAGUGAGCCCAGGAGGGAGCACAGAGGCAAAUCUGCAGGUCUGGGGUGAGGCUGGAUCCUCAGGGACAGAGCAGGGAGGGAAACUGGAUCCAGAGGUGCAGCCUCUGCAUCAGGAGGAUAAAGCAGAGGUUUUGGAAAGGAAGGCAGAGGAUGCCCAGGCAGAUAUGGUGUUCCAUGAGGGUCCCAGCCCAGGGGCUCCAUGGGGAGGGGAAGGUGAAAGAGCUGCUCAGCUGGAGGAGGAGGAGGAUGGGGCACAAGGACAGGGUGAGCAUGGGCUGUCACACGAGCCUGAGCUUGAUCUGCAGGGAUCAGGAGCUGAGCAUGGUGAAGGGGCUGAUGAAGACUUGCAGGCAGAGGAAGAGGCUGAACGCCUGGACACUACUGAGGAGCAGAGCAGUGGUGCCAAUGUGCAGCUGAUGGCAGAGGGGGAUGAGCUCAGAGUGAGCCCAGGAGGGAGCACAGAGGCAAAUCUGCAGGUCUGGAAUGAGGCUGGAUCCUCAGGGACAGAGCAGGGAGGGAGUGUGGAUCCAGAGGUGCAGCACCUGGACCAGGAGGAUAAAGCAGAGUUAGUGGAAGGGGUGGAAGGGGAGGCAGAGGAUGCCCAGGCAAUUCUGCAGCUCUCAGAGGGUCUCAGCUCAGGGGCUCCAUGGGUGGAGGGGAGAGGAGCCCUUCAAAAUGAGGAGGAAGAGGAGGGUGGGGCAGACGUACCAGGUGAGAAUGGGCUGCCACAGGAGUCUGUGCUUGCUCCAGAAGAAGCAGGAGACCAGCAGGGAGAGGGGCCUGGUGCACAGCCACAGGAGGAGGCUGGAAGGCUGCACACACUGGAGGCCCAGAGCACUGAUGCUGGUGUGCAGCUGUUCACAGACCAGCAGAUGCCCAAAUCAGGCUCAGGAGGGAGCACAGAGGCAGAUCUGACACCCCUGGGUGUAGCUGGGUUGUGGGAAGGGGAGCAGGGCCUGACUCCAGGUUUGGAGGCAGUUCUGGGGACAUCUCCCACUGCAAAGCCAUGGGAAGGGGCUGCUGCUGCAGAUGUGCCCCCUCCAGCUGAGGCUGCCACUGCUGCAGAGGGCCCCGGUCUGGAGGCAAAACUGGGAGCGUGCAUUGCUCCUGAGGGGCAGAUUCUGGAGGCACAGGAAUUACUGCAGGGAGAGAGGGCUCCUGCAGAGGGGAAGCCUCUGGAUGGAGCUCAUGGUCUGGAAGUGGCACAGGGAGAGAGGCUGGAGGCAGGGGUGAGGAAUGGAGUGAAAACUCAGGGUCUAGGACUAAACCAGGGCCAUGAUGAUGCUGAGUUGGCCUCCCUGGUCUCCGAGGUGCUGUCACAACUCAGCCCCCUAAAGCUGGAAACGAUGAUGCAGGAGGAUGUUCUCAUUCCAGAUGUGUGGCGGCUUUGUGCUCCGGGACAGGCAGCCCAAAGGGAGCCUCAGGAGCAGGUUUCAGCACAGGGACAUGAGGGGAGGCUUCACAAGGUGACCCAACAGCCAGAGGGGGAGACACCACCCACGAGGGAACCGGAGCACACGGCUGCUGGACCUGCUGAGCAUCCCAAGCAAGAGGUGCCACCAGCAUCACCACUGCACAAGGCAGUGCAACCAGGAGAUGCUGGGAAUGAUCAGCUGGGGGUGGUCCUCAGAGAAAACUCACUGGGGCAAAGGCAGCUCUUGGGAGAGCAGAGCAAAGACAUCAGUGUUGGUCAAAGAGAGAAGAUGCAAGAAUUUGGUGAGAAAAUGAGCCAGGAAGGUGAGCCCAGCUCAGGGGCUGUGACUGCAGCUGGGGCAGGAGCUGCCCCACAGGGUUGUCCUAAAGCUGCCCUGGACCCAGACCACCUGUACAACGUGCUGUUUGUGGGGGACUCCCACGUGGGCAAAACGUCGUUCCUGUACCGUUUGCACGCCGACACCUUCAACCCUCACCUCACGGCCACUGUGGGACUGGAUUACCAGAUCAAAAACCUCGUUGUGGAUAACAAGCGCUUUGCUCUGCGCCUGUGGGACUCAGCUGGUCAGGAAAGGUACCGCAGCAUGACCAAGCAGUUUUUCCGGAAGGCGGACGGGGUGGUGCUGAUGUACGACAUCACCUCCGAGUACUCCUUCUCCGACGUGCGCUACUGGCUCAGCUGCAUCCAGGAAGGAGCAGAGGAUGGAGUGGCUGUUCUGCUUCUUGGGAACAAAACCGACUGUGCUGCCCAGAGACAGGUCCCUACAAAGGAGGGAGAAUGCCUGGCCAAGGAGCACCAGCUCAUGUUUUAUGAGUGCAGCGCUGCCUCAGGCCACAACGUCUUCGAGUCCAUGGUCAGCUUCACCAGGUUGCUCAAAGUUCGUGAGGAUGAAUUCAAAAACAAGGCAGAAGAGGUACCAAAGGCACCCCAGAAGAAAAAGGGCUGCUGCUGGUGAUGGAGAGACACCCCACACACUGAUCUGAAACUGCACCAACAGCCAGAAAAGCAUAAAAAUAAUCCUUGGA